Molecule: messenger RNA, 315 nt
Organism: Micromonas pusilla CCMP1545
Lineage: Eukaryota; Viridiplantae; Chlorophyta; Mamiellophyceae; Mamiellales; Mamiellaceae
Exons: 1
Coding region: 1-315 (104 amino acids)
Source: RefSeq, a predicted model, not a curated record
AUGAGAGGCUGCGCCGCGGAGGAGGCGAUGCUCGCCACCGUGGACGCGAAGCUCGCGGCGGAGCUCGCGGCGUCCGCCGCGUCCGCCGCGGCGACGCCGACGCACGCGUCGAUCGAACGCGCGUGGGCGCACAUCGCGACGACGGCGAGGACCGACGGCGACGGCGAUCGCGCGGGGGGCGACGACGGCGACGGCGACGACGACGACGACGAGCUCGCGCGGUCGUGGAGCGGGAUGGAGGAGAACGUCGACGCGGAGAGGGCGCGGCAUAAGCAGUGCCUCGCACUCGUCAGGGCGGUGCCGUUGGUGGGGUAG